AUGCGCUUGCGGCAGGAGCUCGAGGACGAACGCGCCCGCUCUGCUGCCAUCAGGGAUGAGAUGGCUGCAGACACCGAACGCGCUCUCAAGCAGCAAGCCAGUCUACUGCGCGCCAACAGCGAGCGCGAACUCAACCUCGCCCUCAAGCAGCAAUCGGAACUCCUCACGUCGGAGCACGCCUCGGCCAUCUCGGCCGCCCUCGCUGCCCAGGCUGACCGUCUUGCCGCAGCCCACACCACCGAACUCAACCUCGCCCUCAAGCAGCAAUCGGAACUCCUCACGUCGGAGCACGCCUCGGCCGUCUCGGCCGCCCUCGCUGCCCAGGCUGACCGUCUUGCCGCAGCCCACACCACCGAACUCAACCUCGCCCUCAAGCAGCAAUCGGAACUCCUCACGUCGGAGCACGCCUCGGCCGUCUCGGCCGCCCUCGCUGCCCAGGCUGACCGUCUUGCCGCAGCCCACACCACCGAACUCAACCUCGCCCUCAAGCAGCAAUCGGAACUCCUCACGUCGGAGCACGCCUCGGCCAUCUCGGCCGCCCUCGCUGCCCAGGCUGACCGUCUUGCCGCAGCCCACACCACCGAACUCAACCUCGCCCUCAAGCAGCAAUCGGAACUCCUCACGUCGGAGCACGCUUCGGCCGUCUCGGCCGCCCUCGCCGCUCAGGCUGACCGCAUCCGCGCCGCCAACGCCCGCGACCUGGACCUCGCCCUCAAGCAACAGUCCGAGAUCAUCGCCUCUGAGCACGCGGCCACCCUCGCCGCUCAGGCUGACCGCAUCCGCGCCGCCAACACCCGCGACCUGGACCUCGCCCUCAAGCAACAGUCCGAGAUCAUCGCCUCUGAGCACGCGGCCACCCUCGCCGCUCAGGCUGACCGCAUCCGCGCCGCCAACGCCCGCGACCUGGACCCCGCUCUCACGCAGCAGCCCACCGCCCAGCCAUCCAGCCAAGACCUCGAUGCCGCCCUCGAGCAGCAGGCCGCCACCCUCGCCGCUCAACACGCCGCCGCCCUCAAGCAGCAGGCCGCCGUCCUCGCCGCUCAAUACGCUAACGCCCCGGAUUCCUCCGAGUACCACGCCAACAAGCUGUUUGUCACGCUUAACGAGCUUCGCGCUACAAAGGCUGAGCUCUCCCGCCUGCGCGCCGAGCUCUCCGCCGCCGACGAGGAGCUCGCCCAUGCAUCGUCAUCGCUCCUCGCUCCGUCGCACUCGGACUCGAUCUCGUCGUCGUCGUCGUCGGGCAACCUCGCCCGCGAACUCCUCGCUUCACUCAACUCGGGGCCGUCUCCACUGCAUCGCCUCUGGGACGCUGUCACCUCGCUUGCUCUCCCGCUCUCCGACACAUCUGCCCCGUUCUUCGCCGCAGUCGCCACCGCUGGGCCCGAGGCACUCGUCACCACCCUCCCGCCGCUCCUUGACGCCCUCGUCGCCUCACCCGCGCCAUCUGCCGCUGACCCACUGUGGGACGCGGUCUCGCGCUGCUCGCAUCCGCUCCCGCCCGAUGAGGCCGCCCUCCUUGCCGCUGUCAUCUCGGCUGGACCUCAAGCGCUCGCUACCACCCUCCCGCCGCUCCUUGAUGCCCUCGCCGGUGCUCUUGUUGCUCGCCUAGCCGAGCUCCGCGCCACAGAGACAGAGCUCCUCACUGUCUACGACGCCCUGGAGGCUGCCCGCGCCCAGCCGCCGCCUCCCAACAACAACACUGCCUCCCUCGACGAGCUUCGCGACGAGAACAUCGUCCUCCGCGAGCAGUGGUCUUCCGCGCAGGACACCAUCGACGACCUCACCGCCACCAUCGCUUCCCUCACCGCCUCGUCCUCCACCGCAAACAUCGAGCUCGCCGCCCAGGUCCGCCAGCUCAUGGCUGCUCUCGCCGACCUCCGCCGCAAGCCAUCGUCUCCGUCCCCGUCUCCGUCUCCAUCUCCGGCCUCACCGCCUCCGCCGCCUCGGUCGCCGCCCACCACCGCCCUUGAUGCCGCCACUGCCAUCGCCCGCAUGGUCCACGCCGCUCACCCCGACGUCGACGCCGUCCUCGACAUCAUUCUCGUCUUUGUCCGCAAGCUCGCCGCGUCGACGCUCUUCAAGACCGGCAUGCUUCCGGCCUCCACCAUUGCCGUCGUCGUUGAAGCCUGGGAGCAGCUCUACGAGAACGUCGCCAUCGCCAGCGCCCUACCCGACCGCGCCACCCUCACCCCGCUCGUCACCUCGUCGCUCCUUGUCGCCCGUAGCGUCGCCCUCGCAGACGCUGCAGGCGUCGCCGAUGACCUCGUCGCUGCCGUCGCAGACUCUAUGGCCCUGGUUGCUGCCCUCGAUCUUGUCGAUGCCUCUGUUGGCGGCGCCCGCGCCCGCCUCGGCCCCCGCCCCACCCUCGUCCGCGCCCUCCAGGGCGCCCGCAAGCGCGUCAAGUCACACCGCGACGCCGCCGUCCGCUCCUUUGACUCGGCCGGUGCAGACGACGUCUUUAUCGUUCGCUCGCUCGUCGAUGCCGUCGACUCCUGGAUCCGCGCCGCGAAGCCGACCCACGAGCCGGGUGCCGCAGCCGCAGCCACCGCCCGCCCCGCGGCUGCCGUGGUCGACGCCGUCCUCGCCGCCAUCUAG
Molecule: messenger RNA, 2595 nt
Organism: Thecamonas trahens ATCC 50062
Lineage: Eukaryota; Apusomonadida; Apusomonadidae
Exons: 1
Coding region: 1-2595 (864 amino acids)
Source: RefSeq, a predicted model, not a curated record